AUGUACAUCACGCUCUACUUCAUAGUGAACCGCCUCCCUGACUCUCUUCGUGCAGUCAGGGACCUCUUUCUAGCACUUGACCCCACAGACCUCACUCUCAACCUGCUCGAGAAGCACCUCCUUGCAGCUAAGACUAGCAUAGUCAUUGUAGGUGCUGCUCGUGGUACUACUCGCACUCCCUUCUUUGAAAAAUGUUCCCCCUCCCCCCUUGCCCCCUCCUACGCUUCUGCUGCUGCUGUUGACUUCCUUGGUGCUGAGGAGGUCGGGGCUGCGUCUGCUCCUAGUGGGAGGCGCCGCAGCGGCAAGGGCAAAGGGGGCAAGGGUGGAGGUGGCGGCGGGGGAGGCGGUGGUGGAGGCGGUGGAGGCGGUGGAGGUGGCGGUGGUGGCGGUGGGACUGGUGGCGGGGCUGGGGGCGUCGGUGGCGGCGGUGGUGAUAGCGGUGGGAGUAGUGGCGGCGGUGGUGGCGGCAGUGGGAGUGGUGGCGGCGGUGGUGGCAGCAGUGGGAGUGGUGGCGGCGGCAGUGGUGGAGGUCGGGGUGGAGCCGUUCAGAGGGGAGGUUCUGGCGGUGGCCAGAGGCAGCAGCAGCAGCGUCCGCGUGAGACCCUUACGCCCCAGCAGCUUUGUGAGUGGUUUGCUCAGCGUGGGGCGUCUGGGGUUGUGUUCGCUGCUCAGUUUGGCGACGAGGCAGAGCUUCCCCGGUGGCUAGAGCUGCUUAGGUCUGGUGUUGAUAUCUUUGCUCUUGACUAUGACGCUAUCCUUGCUGCCAUGUAUGCUUUGACUGUUAGUGCUGAGGGUGACUGUUACCUGUGUGUGCCGCCCGACCCUGGUAUAGAGGCUGCUGCUCUAGGUGCUAGUGAGUCUGCUCUCUCUGGUACUGCGCUAGCAGAGACCUUGCACACCUUCACGCUUGACUCAAGUGCUUUCCGCUGUUUCUUUCGCAACAGUACCACAGUCACACCACUCCCUGCACCCGUUGCAGUCUCACUGGCUAACCCCUCAGGGGGCGCGGUUCUUGCACGUUCCUCUACUGUUCUCCUCUGUCCGGCUGUUCCGUUCGGCUCACUGUCAAGUCUCCACCUCCCCUCGUUCUCGACGAACUUGCUCCGCGAGCGGGAUUUUCCUGUCCUGCGUCUGCACUCUGACAGAGGUGGUGAAUUCUCCUCCCACCUCUUUUGGGACCUCUGUCGUGGGGAGGGCAUCCUCCAGUCGUUCACGCUUCCGGCCUCCCCACAGCAGAAUGGGAUUGCUGAGCCCCGCACUGGCUUAGUCAUGGAGGUGGCUCGUACCUCCAUGAUCCAUGCGGCUGCUCCCCAUUUUCUGUGGCCGUUUGCGGUCCGGUACGCUGCGCAUCAGCUCAACUUCUGGCCCCGUGUCUCCUUGCCGGAGACCUCGCCUACACUGCGUUGGACGGGGGAGGUUGGCGAUGCGUCGGUGUUCCGGGUCUGGGGCGCUCGUGCCUUUGUCCGCGAUACCUCCGCGGACAAGCUCUCCUCCCGCGCCAUUCCCUGUGUCUUCCUUGGCUUCCCCCCUGACGCGCGUGGCUGGCAGUUUUAUCACCCCACCAUGCGCCGUGUUCUGUCCUCUCAGGACGUCACGUUUGACGAGUCGGUUCCCUUCUACCAUCUCUUCCCCUACCGCACUGCCCCUCUCCCCCCUCCGCCGCUCUUCCUCGCUCCAGGUCCCCCUCCGGUAGACCCCCUUCCCCCUCAGGGUCCUGCUCCUUCAGGUGUGUCUCAGGUAGACCCACUUCCCUUGGCUGAGCCUGUCGAGGUCACUGGUGACUCUGGUGCUGCUGGGGGUGGUGCUGCUCGGGGUGCUGCGUCUGGGGGUGCUGAGCCUGUGGGUGCGGAGCCUGGGGGUGCUGAGCCUGAGUGUGCGGAGCCUGGGGGUGCUGAACCUGCGGGUGCAAAGCCUGGGGGUGCUAAGUGUGGGGGUGCUUAUCCUAGGGAUGCUGCGUCUGCUGGAGGUCCUACGGGUGCCUCGCCGCAGCGGUCUAGCCGGCGGGAGCCUCUCUCACCACAGCAGCUGCGCGAGUGGUUUGCUCGGCGCACCCGCCUUCGGAGUGGCGCUGCUGGAGCUGGAGGCACUGCCGCUGGAGGCGCUGGAGCUGGAGGCGUUGGAGCUGGAGGCACUGCCGUUGUGGACACUAGAGCUGGAGGCACUGGAGGUACUGGAUCUGGAGGUCCUGGAGGUACUGGAUCUGGAGGUCUUUGA
This is a messenger RNA of Closterium sp. Yama58-4, 2214 nucleotides long. The record is from the annotation of a GenBank genome assembly. NCBI's taxonomy places the organism in Eukaryota, Viridiplantae, Streptophyta, Zygnematophyceae, Desmidiales, Closteriaceae.